AUGGCAUACCGGGGCUCGUAUUACAUCCUCUGGACACAGCAGACUCAUCUCUUCAAUGAGAUUGAUCUGCUCAAGUAUCACAUCGCAGACAUAGAGCGACAAUCACUCAAAGCGCAACAGACGCUAAAUCAUCCAGACACGAAACGGCCUGUCAGGAGAAAAGCCAAAUGGGUAGCCAAUUCACAACGAAAGUAUCUCACACACUUGGAGCGUAGCCUACACUCGCUCUUACGCUCCCUAUCGGCUUGUCAAGCACAGAUCGCUCGUAUACACUCCGAAGCCUCCUGGCAAGCAGACCAAUAUACCAAUGCUUGGACCAUGUAUCAUGAUCUUCAACACGAAGACUCAACGCCAACGCAAGAAACGUAUCAGCACCAAGCACGCCUUUCUAGCCCUGACUCUGGAUUCUCAGAGCCGGGGUUGUACGCUCAACCAUUCGAUCUCGACUUGUCUCAAGACCAAACCGACCACGUCUUCUCCCACGAGCUUCAACAUGCACUACCCUUGAUUAUAGACACCCAGCUCGCAGGACAAACUUCCACACCAACACGAACAACACCGUUGAGUCCUUCAGCGGACGAUUUCAGCCCAACGCCAAAAGCAUCCCACAAAGCCAUGAUAAGCCCACUCGCUGCCCCGUUCAGCCCCUUUGUGUUUGCCAAAGCCAACCCUCCUGGUCCAGAUUCACCUAUAAAUGCAAGGUCAUUGUUUACGCAGCCAGUUUGGACUUCGCCGUUUGAUUGGAGCGAGCAAGUUGAUGAGGAGAUGACGCCUGUGUCGCCUAUGGCAAGGUCAGAAGACAAGGAUAGUAAGAAAGGACACAAGAAACGGUAUUCUGUUGCUGCGAUUGAGUUGAUUGAGAGCCGCUUGAAGCACAAGAGACAGAUCAGUGAUGCAGCAAGGGGUUUGAUAGUUCAAGGUUGA
Aureobasidium musti is the source of this 924-nucleotide messenger RNA. Lineage: Eukaryota; Fungi; Ascomycota; Dothideomycetes; Dothideales; Saccotheciaceae. The record is from the annotation of a GenBank genome assembly.